Molecule: messenger RNA, 2382 nt
Organism: Eruca vesicaria subsp. sativa (arugula)
Lineage: Eukaryota; Viridiplantae; Streptophyta; Magnoliopsida; Brassicales; Brassicaceae
Source: the annotation of a GenBank genome assembly
AUGCCAGCUUCUGAAGAUAGAAGAGGGAAAUGGAAACGGCGGAGGCGAGGUGGGAGGAAACCUAAGCAAGAGGAGGAAGACAUAGAGGAAGAAGAAGACGAGGAAGAGAUGGAGGAGGCUGAUAAUAAUAAUAAUAAUGCAGAUGAGCUUCACCUAAACGGCGCCGUAACACCUGAUCCGGGACCAGGUGAUGGAGAAGUAGUUGGAGAUUGUUGUGAGCGAAUCUCUGGUUUCCCUUCUGUGGUUAGGCGCGUGGUGAUACGCCCUCACGCGUCUGUAACUGCCAUUAUGGCGGCUGAGAGAGGUUGUUUGAGAGGGGAGGUUAAAGGGUUAGGAUUGCUUCCUGCUCUGGAGAAUAUUUCGUAUGGGCAGUUGCAGGCUUUGUCUACUGUUACUGCUGAUUCUUUGUCAUUUGAUGGUGAGAGGAGUGAUGGAGCGGCUUGUGUCAUCUCUCCACCGUCUAUUAUGGAAGGAGAAGGUGUUGUUAAACGGUUUGGGGAUAAGGUUCAUGUUUUGCCUAUGCAUUCAGAUUGGUUUUCCCUAAGCACAGUGGAUCGGCUUGAAAGGCAAGUGGUGCCACAAUACUUCUCUGGAAAAUCGCCAAACCAUACACCAGAAAGUUAUAUGCAUUUCAGGAACGCCAUUGUUUCUAAAUAUGUGGAUAACCCUGAGAAGACACUGACGGUUUCUGAUUGCCAAGGAUUGGUAGAUGGUGUUGACAUUGAAGAUCUUGCACGAGUUUUCCGUUUUCUUGAUCACUGGGGAAUAAUCAAUUACUGUGCUACUUCCCAGUGUCAUCCUGGGCCUUCUAGGGAUGUUAGGGAGGAUGCUAAUGGUGAGGUCCAUGUGCCUUCUGCUGCUUUGACAUCUAUUGAUAGUUUGAUCAAGUUUGACAAACCCAUCUGUAGUAGACACAAGGCGGCAGAUGAAUCCUUGCCAUGUUCGAAUUUUGACCUCUCUGACUUGGACAUCAGAAUUCGUGAACACUUAUGUGAUAACCACUGCAACCAUUGUUCUAAACCGCUUCCAACUGUGUACUUCCAGUCACAAAAGAAGGAGGAUGUACUAUUGUGCUCUGAUUGUUUUCACGAUGCAAGAUUUGUUGUUGGACAUUCUUGUAUUGACUUUCUAAAAGUGGAUACAAGCAAAGAUUACAGGGAUCAAGAUGGAGAGAAUUGGAGUGAUCAAGAAACUCUAUUGCUUCUUGAAGCUGUGGAGCUCUACAAUGAAAAUUGGGUUCAGAUUGCGGACCAUGUUGGUUCCAAAUCAAAAGCUCAGUGUAUUCUUCAUUUUCUUCGGUUACCAGUGGAGGAUGGUCUUUUGGAUAAUGUUGAGCUUCCAGGUGUAACUGAUCCGGCAAACCCUACAAAUGGAUAUGAUCACAGAGAAACAGAUUCAAAUGGGGCUUCUUUACCUGGAUCUUCUGAGCAAGAUUCUGGCACUGAGAUCAAUCUUCCUUUUGUCAAGUCUCCGAAUCCGGUUAUGGCAUUGGUUGCAUUUUUGGCAUCAAGUGUUGGACCUAGAGUUGCUGCGUCCUGUGCCCAUGAGUGCCUAACAGUUCUAUCUGCGGAUGAUAGGUUGAAAUCUAAUGGCUUGGUUGAUGGAGAAAACCAGCAGCUACUAGAUGAAAACUCGGGAGCACAGAAAGCAUCCUGCCAAAACGGAGCAGAAGCACCGGCUCCACUGCCGCAGGAGAAGGUUAUGGCUGCAUUUAGAGCCGGUCUAUCAGCAGCAGCAACAAAAGCCAAAUUGUUUGCUGAUCAUGAAGAACGCGAGAUUCAGAGGCUUUCUGCAAAUAUUGUAAAUCAUCAGUUGAAAAGGAUGGAGCUGAAGCUAAAGCAGUUUGCAGAAAUAGAAACGUUGUUGAUGAAAGAAUGCGAACAAGUAGAGAAAACUCGUCAGAGAUUUGUUGCAGAAAGAGCACGUAUGCUUUCAGCAAGAUUUGGAUCAGCUGGAGGAAUCGUCACUCCACAGGCUAAUAGUAAUAAUAAUAAUCUCCAAGGCAUGUCACUAUCCACAGGUGGUGGUAACAACAUCAAUACUCUACUGCAACAGCAACAAGUUUCAGCAGGCUCUUCUCAACCAAGCAUCAUUCCGGGAUUCAGCAACAACCCACAAGUUCAUGCGCAGAUGCAGUUCUUGGCACGCCAACAACAACAACAACAACAAGCGUUUUCCUUUGGCCCAAGAUUGCCUCUUAAUGCUAUACAGACCAAUGCAGGAUCAACGGCUUCACCAAAUGUCAUGUUUGGCAGUAACCAAUUUAAUAACACUGCAGGUGCAUCAGGAGCAGCAGCAUCUAUCAACCAACCUUCGUUUAGUAACCCGAUGGUUAGGUCUUCCACGGGUUCUGGAUCAGGAUCUGGCUUAGGCUUGAACUAA